AUGUUUAAAAUAUUAAAUAUAAAUAGGAUAUUAAAAAGAAAUAAUUCCAAAAUUUUAAGCACAAUUUUAAAGAAUUACAGUACAAUUAAAAAUGAUUGUAUAAAAAUUGAUAACAAGUAUAUUCAUAAUGUGUAUAAAUUGAAUGAUUUACACUAUAAUAAUUUGAAGAUAAUACACAAUUAUGAUGAAUAUUAUAAUUUAAUUAUAAAAAAUGAGUAUUUCAAAGAUUAUUCAGAAAUAUCAAAUAAAUUAAAUGAUGAAAUUAAAGAAGAAAGAAAUAAUAAAUUAGAAGAUCAUUUAAGCAAAAAGAUAAAAGAACAAAAUGAUGCUACACAAAAUAAUUUAGAAAAUAUAGAUAAUGAAAUGUAUUCAAAAAAUAUUAUUACAUCUAAUGAUUUGCAGGUUCUUUAUUUUGGAAGUUAUGAAAAUAAUAUCAGCAUCAUUCUAUUUGAAAAAUUUAAAAGUAUGAUUGAAAAAAAUAAAAAUUUAAACUUUUUUUUUAUUGAUAUUAAUAUAAGCCCACAAUGUGCUUAUAACUGUCAAGUUAAUUAUGUACCAAGCAUAAUUUUAAUAUAUAAAAAUCAUAUUUUCAGAAAAAAAUUUGAAAUAAAUUAUGAAAAUCUUGUUGAUGAAAAUUAUUUAACUGAAUUUUUAAAUAAAGUGCAACAAAAUAUAGAUAUAUUCCAUUCUUACAAUAAUAAGUUUAUUUAUUCAUUGGAAAAACAAAGCAAUUAUUUAAAUACAAAAUAUAUUGACAUAGAUAAUCAAAAUAUUCAUAAGGAAAAUUGGAAUACCUUUUAA
Molecule: messenger RNA, 801 nt
Organism: Plasmodium relictum
Lineage: Eukaryota; Apicomplexa; Aconoidasida; Haemosporida; Plasmodiidae
Product: conserved Plasmodium protein, unknown function
Exons: 1
Coding region: 1-801 (266 amino acids)
Source: RefSeq, a predicted model, not a curated record